CCAGAGUGGGCUCGUAAAGGCAAAGAACGGGGCCCUCUUAUCGGAAGACCGAAAGAAAAAGCCGAGGAAAAACCGAAAACUAAACCAAAGCCCGAAUGGACGAAGACCUCUCUACGAAAGAAAGACACAAGCAAACAGGCAGAUACACAGUCUGAAUAUUGGAAAGAGGCAAGACCUGACUGGGCAAAAGGAAAGGGGCCAUUAUCUAAAACUAAUGAGGGAACUUUAAAAUCUCUUGAAAAAUCAAAAGCAGCAAAAGAUGAGAUAUGGGAGGAGGUGCGUCCCGAUUGGGCCAAGGGGAAAAGUCCCGUCGAUAAACCAAAGGACAGUCUCAUAAAGGAACUAGAAAAGAAAGCAUCUUCAAAAAAGAAAGAUAUAUGGGAAGACGAGCGGCCAGAUUGGAGCAAAGAAAACAGUCCUGUAGUUAAGCCAAGCGCAAAGGACAUUCGGAAUAUUGAAGAAAAGAAGAAAUAUGGUUAUCCCACACCUGAGUGGACAUCGCGCGUCCGGAGCAAACACAAGGUGAGAUGGACUCUUUUCUCCUCCGCAGAGGCUCUCACUGAGAAGUUCAAACAUAAAAUACAUGUAAAAAUAAUUGAAAAAUAGUGCGCGCGAGGGGAGCGAAGCAAAGAAGAAAUUCAGUUAAAAAAUGGAGGGAGCCUCUGUUCUUCACUUUCCCUUCCCACAAUCCACCGCGCGUUUUCGUUUCCCCUCUCCUUGUCAUUCUCUAGCUUGCGAACAAGCUCUCCUAUUUGGGCGAGCGAAGCGAACCGCGAGGGGUGCGUACUUCUCGUGCGUCUACUUUUCACGAUGGCCCCCAAAUGGAGAGCCAGGCUAGUCACUCUAGUGAAGCACAUAGGCAACGGAGAGGAAAAAAUGACGGGCUUGAAACAGGGAUUACUCUCGUUUUGGGAGGGACGAGGUACUCGUCGGAAAUUAGAAUAGUCCUUUUAGUACUGGCCUAUACGGGAAGGCUCCGCCCGAGAGGGGCACUUUUUUCAGGACUGUGGCAUAUGAAUGGAUAGGGAUUUCACUAGUUGAAGUGUAUGAAAGGGUCAUUUCGGUCUGAAAUUCCUUGCCUUAAUAAAGGGCUUUUAUGCUUUUUGUGACCGUGAAAAAAUCUAGAAAACGUCCUGGUUUUGUGAUUGAUUCAUAUUUUAAAGGAGCUGUGUCACGAAAUUCAGCCAAAUUAGCAAAUUACAAAAUGCCCGUUAAAGUUAAGAGAAACAUAAAAAUAACCAAUUAAAACUCUAAAGGAAGGUUAAAAUACUCCACAACAGAAACAACAGAUGCCACGAAUGGGCAAAACUGAAGAAGAUUGAAACGGAUUCAAUGAAUUUAGGAUUUUUGAAAACUGUUCAGCCUAACAGUUUUUAAAAGAUGAUCCCUGCUGCUUGCAACUUCAAAAAUAAUGCUCAGGAGACAUAUUUGUUUGUCUCGGAUCUCUGAUUUUGUCAUUUACAUGUAAUUUCUUUGCUUACUUUAAGUUCCAUAGAGAUUGAGGGCGAGUAAUUGGCAAAAUUAAACAAAAUGAACUAGCCUGCCGUGACAGCCCCUUCAAAGACAGUGCAUUUUCAUCAUUUAAAAGGGCUGCAAAGUUCUAAAUAGCGAAACGUCCCCAGCGGCGAAGAGCGGGGAGAAACGGAUGUUUUCGCAGGCAAAGUUCUAAACUAAUAUAGGUCUGUGAAAGGGGUACCAUUUGUCAAUAGAGGGUAUACAAAAGGUGGUUACCUUUUCUUUCAAAAAUGGUAUAUAAAAGGGUAAGGGGUUGGACCGCAGAGCGGACCGUUCCCGUAUAAAACUUGGUUGAAUACCCCCCGGGGUGCUAAUGUUUAAACCAAAUUGGGACAUAAAAAUAUUAAUCGGGAUGAGUGAUUAAUGAUUCUUUGUCGCAGAAAGGCGGAUAAUUUUUAUCGCUUUCCUUUUAUUUAAAGAAGGCCGUAGAGGAAGAAAACGGCAAGAAGAGUUUGCUUAAGGCAGAGCUGGAGAAUGUUCUCGGCAAACCGAAAGACAGAGUAGUAGUAAGUUCUCAUUUUUUUAUUUUUCGUAAAUUUAUUUGAACCUUAACUUUUCCUUAACAUCUUUAAUUAUAACCCAAGGUCACUGGUAACUGGUGGAAUCGUAGCAACAUGAUAUUUUGACGUCAGCUGUUAUGCAAAAAGAAAAUUAAGACGUUCGAUGGCGCUUAUUAGCAAUUAGGUCAAACAAAACUUUUUCUUGAACGUUUCCAUUAAUACAAAGUAGCUUGCGGGCUUGCAGCCUCGUCCCCAGGGCUUUUCCCUUAUAAAAGGACGAGGUUGGCGGGCUUGUAUAAAGAAUAUCAAUAAUCAGCUAAGAACGUUCGUAGUUAUUUAAAUUGAAGAGAUGUCAAUUAUGUUUUUUCUUUUUUGUGCGAUUUUCUACCAUUUAGAAAAGACGUCAUUCCUCUGACGACAUGUCGGAAAGUUACCUCGCAGGCAUACGGUGA
This is a messenger RNA of Porites evermanni, 2467 nucleotides long. The record is from the annotation of a GenBank genome assembly. Lineage: Eukaryota; Metazoa; Cnidaria; Anthozoa; Scleractinia; Poritidae.